This is a messenger RNA of Clonostachys solani, 1644 nucleotides long. The record is from the annotation of a GenBank genome assembly. NCBI's taxonomy places the organism in Eukaryota, Fungi, Ascomycota, Sordariomycetes, Hypocreales, Bionectriaceae.
AUGAUCCAAGCAAACUCCAAGCCAGAGAAAAUGGAGGAUGGCCUCACACCAACACAGUCUCGUGAUGGGGUGGGAGAAGUCUUACCGCAGAACGAGCUCCGCCGAGAUUUCAAGCCCCGACAAGUCUUCAUGUUCUCUAUCGCGUGCGCCAUUGGAACCGGACUGGUUAUUGGCUCAGGAACUGCACUCUCUCGGGGAGGUCCAGCAAGUCUCUUGAUCAGCUACCUUGUCAUUGGCACCGUGGUCUUCUUUGUUAUGACAGCCCUGGGAGAGAUGGCCGCGUUUCUGCCCAUGAACAAAGGCUUUGGUGGCUAUGCUACUCGAAUUGUUGAUCCCGCCUUCGGAUUUGCUACCGGAUGGAACUACUUCUUCAAAUAUAUCAUCGCAACCCCUACCAACCUUACUGCUGCUGGCCUUGUCAUUCGAUACUGGAGGCCUGAUCUGAAUGUUGGAAUCUGGAUCGCGGUGUUUGGGUUCGUGAUAAUCUGUAUCAAUAUCUUUCACGUCAAUGCAUUCGGAGAGACAGAGUUUUGGCUCGGAACCAUCAAAGUCAUAGUCAUGUGCAUCCUGAUAUUGACCUGCCUCGUAUCUGCUCUCGGCGGCGGACCCAACCACCAUCGAACCGGCUUUCAAUAUUGGAAGGACCCCGGUGCUUUCGCCUCAUACCUCGUCAAGGAUAGCAUGACUGGCAGAUUUCUCGGGUGGUGGGCAUGCAUGUGUCAGGCCUGCUUUGCGUUUACAGGGACUGAGGUCGUGGGCAUGACCUUUGGCGAGACGCCCAAUCCUCGAAAGAAUAUUCCGCGAGCGGUCCGGCAGACCUUUUGGAGGAUCUCCGUCUUUUAUAUCCUCGGUGUGGUUGUUCUUGGCAUGGCCGUGCCGUAUGAUAAUGAGCAGCUCAUUGGCGCAACAAAGCAAUCGACCAGCGCAGCCGCUUCGCCAUUCGUUGUUGCCGCUACAUUAGCUGGCAUUAAAGUAUUCCCGGAUUUCAUCAACGCUUCUCUCCUAGUCUUCACCCUCAGCGCGGCCAGCUCAGACAUAUAUUGCUCAUCCAGAUCCCUCUAUGGCCUAGCAAAGGAUGGCCAAGCCCCUAGGAUCUUCGCCAAGACUAUGGGCAAUGGCAAUCCAAUUUGGGCGGUGGCCUUCUCAAGCAGCUUCUUCGCCCUCGCGUUCCUCAACGUUAGCAAGUCCUCGGCGUCUGUUUUCCAAUAUUUCGUCAGCCUCGUUACAAUCUUUGCCGUUCUCAACUGGAUUGCCAUCUUGGUCUCGCACAUCUCGUUCCGUAGGGCGCUGAAGGCGCAAAAUAUCGAACUUGACAGCCUCCCCUAUGUCGGACUCUUGCAGCCAUAUGGUUCAUACUUCGCCAUAUUCAUCUCUGUCCUUGUAAUAAUUUUCAAUGGCUACGAUGCUUUUAUCCCGCAUUUCCAGGCCGACACAUUUGUUUUGAAGUACCUAGGGAGUGUCCUGUUUCUAAUAAACAUCACCUUCUGGAAACUCUAUAAAAAGACGAAGAGAGUCAAGGCUCUCGAGGUGGAUAUGGUGACGGGCAGACGGGAGUUUGAAGAAACAGAGAGUCCUGCCGAUCAUGAGUGGAAUGAGAGCUUCUGGAAGAAAGCGAUCUGUAAGUUGAAGAUGGUUAAAGAUUGA